Molecule: messenger RNA, 2522 nt
Organism: Pangasianodon hypophthalmus (striped catfish)
Lineage: Eukaryota; Metazoa; Chordata; Actinopteri; Siluriformes; Pangasiidae
Gene: s1pr5a
Product: sphingosine-1-phosphate receptor 5a
Exons: 2
Coding region: 360-1571 (403 amino acids)
Biological process (GO): G protein-coupled receptor signaling pathway
Cellular component (GO): membrane
Molecular function (GO): sphingosine-1-phosphate receptor activity
Source: RefSeq, a predicted model, not a curated record
AGAGAGAGAGAGAGACGAGCGGGAAGAAAGGAGGAGCAGUUCCAUUACAAGUCUAAUCCUGUCUCGUGCGCUGCUCCUUUCACUUCACUGCUCAGUUGGUAAGGUGAGAGCACAGAGGCUCACAUCUGCCUGCUGAAAACUCCCAGGGUUCUUCCAAAAACAAACAGCCCUCCAGACAUAUGGAUUCCUGACAGAACUGAUUUAAGCAAGAGGUGAAGAAUAAAGUUGCACUCCCACCGCAGAGCUGACUAAACCUCAACACUUUUUGGAUUAGUUAUCAUUUUCAUAGUGGAAUCAUGAACUCCCGAAGGACUAGAUGGUGACAAGAGAAUUCUAAUAAAGGGAUUUUUACAGGAGCAAUGGAAGCAUCGCAUGUUGUUUCUGUAGAUGCAGGUCCAACAGUGAUCACGAAGACCUCCGCUACAACAUACCUGAUCAGAAUGUUCAAGGAGUACCAAAGCAAUGCGGUCAUUGUAGACCACUACAACUACACAGGAAAGCUGAAUGGGAACAGGUACACGGAAGGCAUGAAACCUGUAAAUAUUGCCUUCCUUAUUAUCUGUCUGCUAAUUGUGCUGGAGAAUGCAGUGGUUCUUGUUGCGAUUUGGAAGAAUAAAAAGUUCCACCUGCCCAUGUACUACCUUCUGGGCAACCUGACUUUCUCUGACUUGUUGGCAGGAUUUACCUACAUGGUGAAUAUCAUAACAUCAGGGGCCAACACGCUCAAAAUGACACCUGUCCAGUGGUUCAUUAGAGAAGGUGGAGUUUUCAUCACAUUAGCUGCUUCCAUCAUUAGCCUCCUGGCCAUUGCUAUCGAACGGCAUGUUACUAUGGUGCGGAUGAAGCCAUACCAGGGGGCCAAGCGUGGGCGCAUGUUUGCACUGAUUGGCAUAAGUUGGGUGCUCUCAAUCAUUCUGGGUCUGCUACCCAUUAUGGGCUGGAACUGCAUGGGCAUCCUGAACCAGUGCUCAACCGUCCUGCCACUGUACUCCAAGAGCUUCAUUCUCUUCUGCAUUACGGUCUUCUCUGUUGUAUUACUGGCUAUUGUGGUCCUCUACGUCCGCAUCUUCCGUGUUGUAAAGUCCAACACACAGCGGCUGGCUGGUGCGCCACAACGUAAAGGUAUCGCAAAGAAGUCCCAGAAAUACAUGGCCCUGUUGAAGACAGUCACCAUAGUGCUGGGUGUUUUUAUCGCCUGCUGGCUUCCACUCUUUCUUCUCCUUGUGUUGGACUUUUUUUGUGCAGCCCGAAGCUGUCCAGUACUCUUUAAGGCAGAGUACUUUCUGGGACUUGCUAUGAUUAACUCAUUACUUAAUCCCAUAAUCUACACAUUAACCAGUAAGGACAUGCGUAAGGCCAUACUGAGACUGCUCUGCAGCUACUGCUUGAUCGCAAAAGAUGGACAGGUGAGGAAGUUCGGAAUAACAUUCCUGGACGGCAGCACGAGCAAACCAGAGAUGCCAUCACACAGGCUAGAGGGCCUGGAGACGGUCUCCACCGGGAAUUUUACACCAUCUACUAUCAAAGCUAUUUUUCCCAAAAUAACAAAGAGUGUAGUUUUGGGACAAUAAUGUUCAGGCUGACUUUUACUGUGGUCUGGUAUAAUGAAGGGAAUCUUGAGAGAAUGAGCCAGUUGUUCAGAGUGUACCGAAAAGAGCUUCCUUAUUAAAGAAAUGAUUACAUAGCUGUAAUAAUUUUAUAUCAAGGAAAGCAUCAGAGACAGACUGCUUCAGAAAGCAUUACAACUUUCAUUAUGGGCCUAACCAACAUUUGAGAACUUUCUUGUUUACUAAUUUACUGUGAGAUGAUCAAGCUGAAAUUGCGGAUUUAAAAAAGCUGUGUUCUCUUUAAAUCCAAUAUGGUGAGAAGCAACAUGCACUUAAGAGCAAACAAAAUGCAAGUAUGACAUUUUGGUAGAUAGUACCAUAACUAGGAUUGUGUCUAUGAUGUUACAUGUUACAUGAGAUUUGUCAGUGUGCACCUACCAUAUGGUCUAAGAUAUUACGCUUCUGGUAAUAUUUUUCUACACCAUGCAGUGUUCACUGAGAUCUGCUGAACGAGACAUGCAAAAUGAACAUUUCAUUGAUACGUGGACAGAAAGCAAGACAGACUGAAGGUUUGUUGCUAAUAUCCCCCUCAGCCUUCAUUUUAAUGGGAGUGCGCUUAUGGGAAUUAAUGCCAGUUUCAUUAUCUUACCAACAAAUGUGUUCAAUCCUUCCAUUUCUAGAGUACCUCCAAAUCGUACACAAUUAAAACAUUUUUGUAGCAGGUGCAGUGAAAACAAAACAAACUUUAUGGGAUGUCGACAUGUUUUGUAGCUGAUUAUAAAGUGAUUAGUCCAGCGUUAAUGUAACUUUAUGUGCAAAUGAGUGUAUGAAAAAAUAUUUAUAUCUUUAUGUCUUGUAGAUAAAAUGAAAGUAGUUUCGAUCAUUUUUUAAAUGGUUUGAACUUUUGCUAAAUUAUGAUACUCAAAUGUAUAUAUGUACAUUUAUAAUAAAGAUGUUUUUAUAUUAUUAUUAUUA